AAAAAAGUGUAUAUAUAGAUGGGUAGGUUGUUCAAGUUCCAUAUUCCUCAUAAGUAAGUCUCUUUAUAGAGUUAGUUAUCCUUGAAUAGGAAAAGGUUUGGUUAGUUUGUGAAACGAACCUUGUUGGUGGUACUUAAUUUGUGAUGGCAUCAUCAGUAAGUGGCCAGGCUUUGGUUCUGCUUCACAGUAGAGGAAACCGUCCUCUGAGAUUUGGAGUGAAAAAUGGUUCGGUUUUUGAGCAUUGGGAAAGAUUGGGAUUGAGUAAGCGCAUAAGGGCAAUAGGGGAUAACAGCUUUGAGGAAAAAGAUGGGGCAGAGUCUGUGUUUCUGGCCAACUCUCAAAAGAGGAAUAAGGUGCUAGCUUUGCAGAAUGAACUACUUCAACAGGUUGUGGAAAUAAAGAAACUGGUUUCUUCCGAAUCAGGAGGGGAAAAUAUAUCUUAUGAACUCAGUGACAAAUCUCCCUUAAAUAAAUCAAGUCCACAGAAUGGUUCCACCUCUGAUGAAGCUAAUAAGGAGAAAGACGUUAAAAUAUAUUUUAAUGAACAAUUGAAAGACAAUCAACAUGAAACAAUUAGGCCUGAUACUCUCUCAGCCUUCUUUGCAAAUGGCACUGAACUUUUGAAUAUAAAGGUUGAAAAUCAGGAAGAUGUGAAUGAAACUGCUACUACUAUUGAGGGUGAAGGUGAAACUGAAAUACCCCCACCUUUGGCAGGGACCAAUGUCAUGAAUGUCAUAUUGGUUGCAGCAGAAUGUGCUCCCUGGUCAAAAACAGGUGGGCUUGGAGAUGUAGUUGGCUCCUUACCAAAGGCUUUGGCCAGACGUGGACAUAGAGUUAUGGUUGUGACACCUCGCUAUGGUAAUUAUGCAGAAGCCCAAGAUACAGGAGUGAGAAAAACGUACAGAGUAAAUGGUCAUGAUUUGGAAGUAAAAUAUUUCCAAGCCUUCAUUGAUGGUGUAGACUUUGUUUUCAUUGACAAUCCAGUUUUUCAUCAUCUAGAACGUAACAUAUAUGGAGGAAGCCGAUUGGAUAUUCUGAAACGCAUGGUGCUGUUUUGCAAGGCAGCUGUUGAGGUUCCUUGGCACGUUCCAUGUGGGGGUGUUUGCUAUGGAGAUGGAAAUUUGGCAUUCAUAGCAAAUGAUUGGCAUACUGCAUUGCUGCCUGUAUAUCUGAAGGCAUAUUAUCGUGACCAUGGUUUAAUGAAGUAUACAAGAUCAGUUCUUGUGAUUCAUAACAUAGCUCACCAGGGUCGGGGGCCUGUCGAUGAUUUCUUCCUUGUGGAUUUACCUGAGCACCACAUAGACCUUUUCAAAUUAUAUGACCCCAUUGGAGGUGACCACUUCAACAUCUUUGCAGCUGGAUUAAAGGCAGCAGAUCGUGUUGUCACUGUUAGUCAUGGAUAUGCAUGGGAGCUCAAGACUUCUGAAGGUGGUUGGGGCUUGCAUGGGAUCAUAAAUGAUAACGAUUGGAAACUGAGAGGCAUUGUAAAUGGAAUUGACAACAAAGAUUGGAACCCUGAGUUUGAUGUUCACUUGAAAUCAGAUGGCUACACUAACUACUCCCUUGAGACACUCUCUAGUGGCAAGGCUAAAUGUAAAGCAGCAUUGCAAAAGGAGCUUGGUUUGCCUGUGGACAAGGAUGUUCCGGUAAUCGGAUUCAUUGGAAGGUUGGAUCAGCAGAAAGGAGUUGAUCUCAUAGGUGAAGCAAUUCCUUGGUUGAUGGGCCAGGAUGUGCAGCUAGUGAUGUUAGGCACUGGAAGGCCUGAUCUAGAACGCAUGCUUAGGCAAUUUGAGAGCCAACACCAUGACAAGAUAAGGGGUUGGGUUGGCUUUUCUGUGAAGAUGGCUCACAGGAUCACGGCUGGUGCAGACAUAUUGCUUAUGCCAUCAAGGUUUGAGCCAUGUGGAUUGAACCAACUCUAUGCCAUGAAUUAUGGGACAGUUCCUGUUGUGCAUGCUGUUGGUGGACUGAGAGACACAGUGAAGCCUUUUGAUCCUUUUAGUGAGUCAGGAGUUGGGUGGACAUUUAAUAGUGCAGAUUCAGGUAAGUUGGUAGAUGCAUUAGGGAAUUGUUUAUGGACCUAUAGGGAGUAUAAGAAGAGCUGGGAAGGGCUUCAAAGGAGAGGAAUGACACAAGAUCUUAGUUGGGACAAUGCUGCUCAGCAGUAUGAGGAGGUGCUUCUUGCUGCCAAAUACCAAUGGUGAACUUUUGGCAUUUGUUCCAUCUAAGAAUACUGGUCCAUAUGGAGCUUGUUCAUGUUGAAUACUUUUCAGUGUGCUAAUUGAUGUAUUAGGGAAGAGAAUUGUGCUAGUUAUUUACGAGUCUGUUUGAAUACAAACUUAGAAACACUUUUGAGAAAUUUUCUACCGAAAAAUACUCUUUAUUUUUUUGUAGAGAAGUUCUCAAAAGCUCUACUAAUUUUUAUCCACCAAGUUCUAAACUUUAUAGGUUAGUAUAGAGCCUCAGUGAUGGGAAAUGGGAAGGCCAAAUUUUGGUGAUGCUUGGGUUAUGUAACUGUUAUAUAGUUGACCCUUUGUGUCAAUGUAAAAGGAAUUAAGGAUCAUACCAUGUUUAGAACAUGUUUAAUUCA
This is a messenger RNA of Cajanus cajan (pigeon pea), 2590 nucleotides long. RefSeq names its product granule-bound starch synthase 2, chloroplastic/amyloplastic. NCBI's taxonomy places the organism in Eukaryota, Viridiplantae, Streptophyta, Magnoliopsida, Fabales, Fabaceae. The record is from RefSeq and is a predicted model, not a curated record. Gene Ontology annotation, molecular function: alpha-1,4-glucan glucosyltransferase (UDP-glucose donor) activity.